UCAGUGACAAGAAAUCAGUAUUCAGGUUAUAAUUUACGUCGGGUCUUUGUAAAUUAUUACUUGACAUUUAUAAGCUCUCGUGAGCUCCAAAUUUUCAAAGCCCCAUUCUAAAUCUAAAUCGUUCGAAACCCCUUGUUUACCGUCCUCGAUCAUUGUUGACUAACCUCUCCGGAAAUUGAGUAAUUGUUGGAGGUGAAUACGAAGGGAUUUACGUGGCACCCUAAUUGUUUAAUAAUUUCACCGCUCGCGGAAAACAAUUUCCUAAUACUUUUCUUCUUUGGAGUGCUGAGGAGAAAUGGCGUUCGAGGGAAAGUAUAACACUAAAAGUCCAGCGGUGAAGAGGCUCAUGAGAGAAGCCCAGGAGCUGCGGGAGGCUACAGAAGAGUACUGCGCUGUUCCCCUCGAGGACAAUCUCUUCGAUUGGCAUUUCACCGUGAGGGGACCACCCUCUUCACCGUUCGAGGGAGGUGUCUAUCACGGGAGGAUUCUUCUGCCUCCUGAAUAUCCGAUGAAACCACCCAACAUCAUUCUACUGACGCCAAAUGGAAGAUUCGAGGUAAACAAAAAAAUCUGCUUGAGUAUAUCAGGCCAUCACCCUGAAACCUGGCAGCCUUCUUGGAGCAUCAGAACAGCUCUCCUAGCUCUGAUUGCCUUCAUGCCCACACCCGGCAACGAUACGAUUGGUGCACUUGAUUACACUGUCGAGGAGCGACAAACGCUUGCAAAAAAAUCCCAGACUUGGCAGUGCGAGAACUGCGGAAAGAUUGUUGACUUGCUAUCCAAGGACGGAAAAUCAAAACCAAUUACUCGAGAGGAGGGACACAUAUUGGGAUCGAUAACGCUGAAGGCCGAGGAGGCACCACCGACCCCCACAACAUCAGAAGUUCCUUCCCCAAGCGCCCGAUUUCAACAGGUGUUGAGGCAAAGAUUGAUCGAGAGACAACGGGUCCACAGCAAUUUCGUACAACGAACGUCAAACAGCAAUUCCCUCUCCUCCUCGAAUAAUCUGUUCUGGACAAUUUUAAUAACCUCUCUGGUAUCAGCGAUAAUACUUCUGGUUCUACGGAGGCUUUUUUUUGUUUAAAUCCUACAUUUGCAUCCGCUGGCUGUGAUGGUAAAAGCCCCCAGAAAUACACAAUUGAAAAGAUCAAUUCUUGAGAUGGGAUACAUUUAUACUGACUCGAUUGUACCCAAAAUAUUGUAGAGCCUGGAUUUUUAUUGAUCAUGGUAGGAAAUAAUUAUAAAACUGAGAAAAAAUAUGAGAAGAAAUUGUCUUUUUUAUUCGGUGAAUAUGUCUGGAAUUAUGGGGUUUAAGGAGAAAAAUUAUAAGGGCCUCUCUUAGAGGACGAAAUUUAGCAUUAAAAA
Molecule: messenger RNA, 1365 nt
Organism: Diachasmimorpha longicaudata
Lineage: Eukaryota; Metazoa; Arthropoda; Insecta; Hymenoptera; Braconidae
Product: ubiquitin-conjugating enzyme E2 J1-like
Exons: 5
Coding region: 296-1084 (262 amino acids)
Source: RefSeq, a predicted model, not a curated record